Astyanax mexicanus (Mexican tetra) is the source of this 2552-nucleotide messenger RNA. Its product is annotated as carbonic anhydrase 2-like. Gene Ontology annotation, molecular function: carbonate dehydratase activity; zinc ion binding. The transcript is spliced from 9 exons. The record is from RefSeq and is a predicted model, not a curated record. Lineage: Eukaryota; Metazoa; Chordata; Actinopteri; Characiformes; Acestrorhamphidae. The coding region runs from base 165 to 1142 and encodes 325 amino acids.
CGCGUCAACUCCGUUCACUCCAAUGGAUCAGUUUUUUUUACAGCGGACCGUGGAGCCUAUCAAUAGUUCCCGGACGUUAGCAGCAAAUACUAUCAGCACAAUGAAGCUGGAGCAGGACAGACCAUUUGUAAUCCACUUUUACAGGCUGUAGCAAGUGACUGACUAUGCAGUGCUGGCUUUUACUAACAUUCCUAAUGCUGAGCAACUUCAAGACCUCAGCAGCUGAAGUUCCAAGACUUGAUUACUGCUACAAGGAAACCGACUGCAAUCCUUAUUUGUGGGUGAAGUCUUACCCCUCAUGCCUACCUCAGAAAGACAAGCUCCACUCACCCAUAGAUCUGAAUGAUGAAGCUGUGAGGAAUGAUACUGUUCCAGCCCUGAUGUUUCGGGGCCUUGCUCGUUCCGGGACUGUGAAGAAUGUUCGGGACACAGUUGUUGUGGACUUUGAUGAAUGUAUGACCGUCUCAGGAGGUUGGUUGAAAUAUAAAUACAGACUUGUACAGAUAAGGUUCCACUGGGGUUCCAAAACCACCAAUGGGUCAGAACACACUCUCAACAAUCGCAGAUUCCCUAUGGAGAUGCAGUUGGUGGGAGUUGCUCCUGGAUAUAAGGAUGUGAAGUCAGCCUUGAAUCAGCAGUCGGGCGUGGCGAUGAUUGGAGUCUUUAUUGAUAUUGGCCCUGUAAACAAUGUGCAUUUUAAGGCCAUUUCGGAUGCUGUCAGCAAGGUGCCAUACCCAGGAGACUCUGUAAAGGUGACUCUACCAACCUUGUUGCAGCUUAUGCCCACAUCUAAUGAACCUGGUAACAGAAUUAAGUUCUUUUACUACCAGGGAGGUCUGACUACCCCGCCCUGCAGUCAGACUGUGGACUGGAUUGUACUCGAGAAUCCUGUCCUGAUCUCCAGCGAGCAGUAUUUGGCGUUUGUCACUCAUCUGUAUUACUCUGAUAAAAGUGAUUCUGACCAGAAACUGUUGGAGGAAAACUAUCGUCCCAUCCAGUCCAGUGCCAUGCAUAAAGUCCUCGUGUCUGCUCAAGCUUUAGAAUUCCACUUAGCGAGAGGAGCCAGCCGGAGCCUGCAGACGUUCUUCAUCCCCCUCUGUGUCCUCCUCAGCCUGCUGCACCUCAGCCUCACAAUGGUUUAAACAGAGAAACAGUCAGUGAUUGAGUAACAGCCAGCUUAGUGAAUGCAUUAUAAGGAACCAUCACAAAUUAGCAUAGAAUUGCUCCUAAUUCAGCAAGGCAAACAAAUAUAACCUUGAAUAGUGCACGUGCACACUUUGAUUCGCUGGAAAGUGUAAGCGCUUCUUAUUUUAAUCUAAUUCUUUUGACUUCUAAACCAAAACUUAAACCACGUUAUUAUGUAGUUUAAUAAUAUGGAGAGCAGUAGUGACUGCAUUGUUAAAAGUGCAUUGGUACUAGUUAGCAUUAAGUCUGUUUGUGGUUAUCUAAAAAAAAGUUCAGGGUUGUUUUUGAGGUUCAGUAUUUUUGUUGUUUUAUGUUCUUUUAAGUUCCAUUAGCAAAGUGAGCCUUUUCUUGUAGUUAACAUAUUAGAUUUCCAUGCUGCUGACUAGCAUACUAACUUUCAAAUAUAACAAAUGUUGGUUUUGCUGGUAACCAGUGUUCUUGAUCUACUCUUUUAUUUUGUAUUUUAUUUAUUUAUUAUUUAUUAUUUACAAUUCUGUGAUUUUUUGAAUCAGUGAAUUUUCCUACAGUUAGGAUGUGAAGUUUCCCUAAACAUUUUUUUAUGUUCAGAAUGCAACCAUAUGCAAUCUAUAUUAUUAAUAGAAUUAAAAAUUAAAGAUGCAGUGCAUUUAUUACCUGUUAUAUAUUAUAUGUUCUGUUUAGGAACAGUUGUGGAUAAUUGUGUUUUUGGUACUUAUUUGUAUCUUGAAAGAUACUGUUUGUUUCAGCUUUUUGUUUUUAGUCCUCAAACAGCCUGAGAGCCCUGUUGCAGGGUACUAAAAGUGUGUUCAUUAGACUGAAGAGAGUAGAGCAUAAUUGCCAAAGGUUUUUGUUUGUUUGUUUGUUAUGUCUGUACAAUUUGAUACACGCAUACUUAUACUUUUGUUUAUGUAAGUAGGUUAAUGUGUAUUUCUGAAAAAACAAAAUAGAAAUUCCUUGUACCUCAUAUACCUCACUACAAACCUUGCACCUAUCUACACAGCAAACCAAACUGUGAGUGGGGACACUGUGAAUGUUCAACUUAAUUUGACACUAACACUAUUGAUUUCAUACUGGCAGAUUUCCUGUGUAUGAUGAGCUGCAUAAACCUGCACAAUGCUAUGGUGCUGUUAAUAUUUAAAUGCUGGUGAACAUAAUUUUGUACAUAUAGUUUGCACAAUCUCAGGAUUGUUGGAUUUCUGCACUAGUCCAUUCAUAAACAAUAAUCUAUGCAUUGUAUUUCAGGUAGGCUGUCUUAUUUACAAGCUUUUUUUGCCUAGCUUUGCAGAACUUGCCAAACUGACUUGUUGGACAUCUGAAUGUUAAAUAUUGUUUCUUUCUAAUAUAGAAUUCACUGUAUUUGGGAGAACAAUAAAGUUAUUCUUCAUUCA